AUGAGUCACCUGACAAAAACUGAGAAACAAGUAAUGAUGCGGUUAAUGAAGAAAUUGUCACCUGAAGAGAAAUAUACAAUCACCAACCAAAGAAUGAGGCAUAAGAAAGGAGAUCAGAAACAGGAUAUUAUUACAACACCAAUUAUGAGUAAAAUUGAGAGGGCGGAACGGGCGG
Molecule: messenger RNA, 175 nt
Organism: Entrophospora candida
Lineage: Eukaryota; Fungi; Glomeromycota; Glomeromycetes; Entrophosporales; Entrophosporaceae
Source: the annotation of a GenBank genome assembly